This is a messenger RNA of Cololabis saira (Pacific saury), 1701 nucleotides long. It is a transcript of the gene ptgis, whose product is annotated as prostaglandin I2 (prostacyclin) synthase. NCBI's taxonomy places the organism in Eukaryota, Metazoa, Chordata, Actinopteri, Beloniformes, Belonidae. The transcript has 10 exons. Gene Ontology annotation, molecular function: oxidoreductase activity, acting on paired donors, with incorporation or reduction of molecular oxygen; prostaglandin-I synthase activity; heme binding. The record is from RefSeq and is a predicted model, not a curated record. Bases 68 to 1537 code for a protein of 489 amino acids. Gene Ontology annotation, biological process: prostaglandin biosynthetic process.
UCAAAUUCUCGGCAGCUACAGAGUGAAGUAUCCUGAGGGCAGCUCAGGUGUCAGACCCUAAAGAGACAUGCUGUUGGAAACACUUUUACUUCUAAAUGGACUGCUUAUACUGGUUCUCCUUUACUCCACUCGCAGAAGACAGAAAAAGGAACCUCCUCUAGACAAAGGACGUAUUCCAUGGUUGGGUCAUGCUCUUGAAUUUGUAAAAGAUGCUGCAAAGUUCCUGACCUGCAUGAAAGAAAAGCAUGGGGAUAUUUUCACUGUCCGUGUUGCUGGUCAAUAUAUGACUGUGUUAUUAGACCCAAACUCCUUUGAUAGUGUGCUGAAUGACACUACAUGCCUGGACUUCACCCGCAUCCGAGGCAUUCUCAUAGAAAGAGUCUUCGGUCUGCAGCUGCUGGGGCUCAAACCUAUGUCAGAGAGAAAAUGGAUGGAACAGCACUUUCAAGGGCUCAAUCUGUGGAAGCUCAGCAGUUCCAUGAGCGCUCACCUUCAAAGUCUGAUGAGUGACCACCAAGUCUGUAGCCCUUCAGAGUGGAGAGAAGAUGGCCUGUUUAGCUUCUGUUACAGUCUUCUUUUUAGGGCUGGAUAUUUGACAUUGUUUGAGAGGCGAGACAAUACCGCUGCUGUCUACAAGGAGUUCCGCAAAUUUGAUGAUCUUCUCACCAAAUUGGCUCGACGUACCCUGAAGCGAGAUGAAAAGAAAACGGUGAACACAUCCCGGGAGUGUCUGUGGGAGCUGCUGUCCCCACACUGGCUGAAGGGAAGGUCAGAGUCUGAUUCCUGGCAGCAGAGUUACCAUCACUUCCUGCAGAAAGAGGGAAUAGAUGCAGACAUGCAGAAAAAAGCUCUGCUGUUGCAACUGUGGACCACGCAGUGUAACGCUGGACCUGCUGCCUUUUGGGUCCUUGGCUUCCUGCUCACUCACCCUGAGGCCAUGGAGGCAGUAAAGUCAGAGAUCAGAGGCCUUUCCUCUCUCAAGGAUGUUUCACUCCAGUACAUCCCUGUUAACCCAAUGGAUGCACACAGCACACCUGUAUUUGACAGCGUUUUGAGCGAGACCCUCCGGCUUACCGCUGCGGUAAUGAUGACCAGGGAAGUAGUGAAAGAGAAGAUCCUGCACAUGGCCAAUGGACAGGAGUACCAUCUCAGACAGGGGGACAAAGUGUGUCUGUUUCCCUUGCUUAGCCCUCAAAUGGACCCACAGAUACACCAGGAUCCACAGAUGUUCAAGUAUGAUCGUUUUCUAAAUGAAGAUAAGACAGUGAAGAAUAAAUUCUACAAGAAUGGAAAAGGACUAAAGUACUACACCAUGCCUUGGGGUGCAGGGCCAAACAGCUGCGUUGGGAAGGAGUUUGCUAUUACAGCCAUUAGACAAUUUGUGUUCUUGCUCUUGACCCAUCUUGAUCUGGAGCUGUGCGACACUGAGGCUAAACUUCCAGCUGUUAAUCCUAGUCGCUACGGUUUUGGGAUGCUCCAGCCAGACGGAGAUCUGCAGGUCAGACUCAGACGGAAGAGGACGAAGAAUGAAAUGUGAAAAGUUAACUUUGUAUGAAAUCUAUUGAUUAGUAAACAUUUUUGAUAAAUGUAGUGUAGCACUUUUUAUUUUAUUGUAUUUUAAUAUAUCUAAUAUUUAAUCAACCUAUUAACUGUAUUUGUAUUUAAGUUGUGUGUUGUGAUGUAUUUAAUAAAAAUUUAAAA